Molecule: messenger RNA, 957 nt
Organism: Pichia kudriavzevii
Lineage: Eukaryota; Fungi; Ascomycota; Pichiomycetes; Pichiales; Pichiaceae
Exons: 1
Coding region: 1-957 (318 amino acids)
Biological process (GO): carbohydrate metabolic process; ascospore wall assembly
Cellular component (GO): prospore membrane
Molecular function (GO): chitin deacetylase activity
Source: RefSeq, a predicted model, not a curated record
AUGUACGGUUCUGCAGGAGUGGUUAUACUUUCCAUAUCCUUGGCAUUGGCUACCAAUGCAGCUGUUGUUCCCAUUUUGCAACACCAGUCGGCCGUAGACGAUGUCAAUUCACAAAAAGAAGUUAUGGCAAACGCAUCCUUAGAGUCUGUAGAAGCUUUGAAAGCCCGACAAGAGUUCCCUGGAUGGCUACACGACUUUACUAAAAUGAACGAAUGGCCUGGACUAAAUCCACCUUAUAUACCACUAGAUUUUAUUGAUUUCUCCAAAAUUCCAAAUAUUCCACUACGGAAAUCAGGCAUUUGUCCAUCCAGUCGAGCACAGUGCUCCUUCGACUGCUUUAAAUGUGUUGGUCAUGAUGAUGUCUAUACAUGUCCAAAGUUAUCCCAAACUUUCGAUGAUGGGCCUUCCAAGUACACAUUGCAUUUGUUGAACAGGCUAGAAAGUGAAGCAACCUUUUUCACAUUGGGAAUCAAUAUUAUCAAGUACCCGGAGGUGUACAAAGAGACACAACGAAGAGGACAUUUGCUUGGUUCUCAUACCUGGUCGCAUAAAUUCUUGCCAGCUUUAACGAAUGAGGAGAUAAUUGCACAAUUCGAAUGGUCAAUUUGGGCCAUGAAUGCAACUGGUCACCAUUUACCCAAAUGGUAUAGACCUCCGUAUGGAGGACUUGAUGACCGUGUCAGAGCUAUUGCAAGAAUGUUUGGUAUGCAAGCUGUUUUGUGGGACCACGAUUCGUUUGACUGGCAAAUGGAAAUAGUUCCACAACAACGCACUAGAAGGCAAAUAUAUGGCGACGUGUAUAGGUGGGCGGAACAAGGCGGUGGGCUAAUUCUAGAGCAUGACGUCUAUGGAUCAACUACCAAUGUAGGUGCAGAAAUCAGUAGAAUUAUUGGGCCAGAUCAAAUGACCGUUGCUCAAUGUGUUGAUGGGCUCAAUUAUGUAAAGGAGUUUGAUUGA